AUGCAUGACACAACAAAGGAAAGUCUAUGUGAACUUCAUAAUUUAAAUAUUGAAACAUCAACUUGGGAUCCAAUUUUAGUUCACAUGCUACUAAAAAAGUUGGAUAAAAAUACACAUUGCAGUUUUGAACAAACUCUUACUAACCCAAAGGAGAUGCCCACAAUAAAACAAUUCUUAGAAUUUUUAGUAUUGAAAUUUCAGUCACUUGAGGCUAUAGGUCUACGAGACAAUGCAGUAUAUAAACCCAACAAAAGGAUAGCCGUAACUAUGGUUUGUUCAGAUCUAUGUAAAGUUUGUAACACAGAUAAACAUCCGAUCUACUAUUGCAAAAAAUUCAUUAAAAUGACUCCUCCUGAACGAUUAAAUUGGAUUGAACGACAAAAACUAUGUGUGAAUUGUUUCAAAUCCGAUCAUAAAGCAAAGGUUUGUGAAGCUGGAUCAUCAACAACUAAUGCAAAGGGUACUCGUAAUUACGUUCUGCUAGCCACUGCAAAGGUGCGCAUUAUUGCAAACAAUGGACGAACGUGUGAUGUUCGUGCCAUACUCGACUCAGGUUCUCAAGUGAACCUAGUAACCCAAAGAGUAAUCAACAAGUUAUCUUUAAUUACCACAAAUUCAAAUCUAUCGAUCGAAGGUAUUGGCCGUCAAUUCGGGAACUCAAAAUCUCGCGUAAAUGUUGAACUGCAGGCUACUAAUGGAAGCUUCAGGACGAGACUAGAGGCAUUUGUAUUGCCACAAAAAAUAUCAGCACAACCGUCACGAGACCUAGAUAUUUCGGAUUGGCAGAUCCCACAGAAUGUAGAAUUAGCAGACCCCAGCUUUAACAGAUCUGGAAGAAUUGACAUGCUGAUUGGUGCUGAAUUCUUUCAUACUCUACUUCAACCAGAACAAUUGAUAAUAGGAAAGAAUUCGCCACUGUUACAAAAUUCGGUUCUAGGUUGGUUGAUGGUUGGUAAGACUAAAACUACAACAGAUAUUAAACCAACAUGCGCUAUUACUACAGGAGAAGUUGGUGAAAUGUCAGAAAUGAUAGAACGAUUUUGGAAGUUAGAUAACAUUGAGACUGCAGAAAGGGUUUUGACUUUAUCUGAGAAAUGGUGUGAAAAUCACUUUACAAAUCAUGUAAAGACAAAUCACGAUGGUCGUUUCAUUGUACGCUUACCUUUCCGCGAUGAUCCCACAACACUUGGUAGAUCGCGUGAGAUAGCAUUCAAUCGAUUUUGUUCUCUGGAAAGGAAGUUACAAAGGGACCAAAAUUUAUACAAGGAGUACAUAAAGUUCAUGGCUGACUACGAGUCAUUAGGUCACAUGGAAAAAGUUUGCCCGAAAGAUGUCAAAGGAGCACAAUAUUUCAUUCCUCAUCAUUGUGUCUUGAAACCUGACAGCACUACAACCAAAUUGAGAGUUGUCUUUGAUGCAUCAGCAAAAACAUCAAGCGGUUUAGCACUAAACGAUAUUUUGCACAAAGGUCCAACAGUGCAAAGUGAUCUUUUUUCAAUACUGUUGCGUUUUAGAAUAUACCGGUUUGUAUUUACGGCUGAUAUUGAGAAAAUGUACCGGCAAAUUCAAGUACAUGAUGAAGAUACAGCACAGAAGCUGAUAAUCUGGAGAAAAAGUGCUGAUGAUAGUAUACAAUAUUACCGACUGAAAACGGUUACAUAUGGAACGAAGUCAGCCCCUUAUCUUGCAACAAAAUGUCUUCAACACCUUGCGAAACAUAAUAUGACCAACUAUCGGCUUGGAGCACCUGCAUUACUUAAUGAUUUUUAUGUAGAUGACUGUUUAAGCGGAACUAACAGCAUCAUUACCGCCUUAGACACUCAACAACAACUUACGGAACUGCUCAGUAAAUCAGGAUUUAAGCUGAGAAAAUGGUGCUCAAAUAAUACACGACUCCUACAAAACAUUCCGAUAGAAGACCAAGAAAUCAACCUUGAUUUAGAUGACUCAGCCAUAAAGCCAACAAAAACAUUAGACAUUAUUUGGCUCCCGAAAUCAGACGAAUUUUGCGGUAAGGCAGAGAUGUCAUCAGAGCAACCUAUCACGAAGCGGAUUGUGGCAUCGGACUUAGCUCGAAUUUUUGAUCCUUUGGGAAUUUUUGGCCCCAUUACUGUAACAGCUAAAAUAUUCAUGCAGGAAUUGUGGCAACAAAACUAUUCCUGGGAUGCGGAACUGUUACCUCAGGCUCAGCUAGAAUGGAAGCGUUUUAGAAAUGACUUACAAACAUUAAAUACUGUGAAAGUACCCAGACAUAUUUUUAAUUCGACGGUUCCCUGUUCGAUUCAAUUACACGUGUUUACGGAUGCAUCAGAGAAGGCAUAUGGAGCAGCUAUGUACGUGCGAGCAAUAUAUAAUGAUAAGACAAUAACAUCGAGACUAUUGUGCGCCAAAUCUAGAAUAACACCAUUAAAGAAACAGACACUUCCACGACUAGAACUCUGCGCAGCAUUGCUGGGAGUCGAAUUAGCAGAAAGAGUUAAACAAGAUUUAAAGUAUCAAAACGUGCCAACCUACUUUUGGUCCGAUUCCGAAAUUGUUUUGUCAUGGAUACUAUCUUCAUCUGCCUCAUUGCACACAUUCGUAGCAAAUCGUAUUAGCAAAAUUCAAGAGAUGUCACUUGCUGAUCAAUGGCAUCAUGUGGCGUCAAAGGAUAAUCCUGCUGACAUCAUUUCCAGAGGAAUGAAAGUUAAAAUGUUCAAUUAUUCACAUAUAUGGUUUUUUGGUCCACUCUUCCUUCAUGGAGGCAACGAAUUUUGGCAACAGCCAAACCCAAAGGCAUUUAACAUCUCAACCGAUAUCGAAAGACGACAAGGACAUACAGUUAACAUUAUCAUUCAAACAACUGGUUCUGAUCACAUGAUAAAUCAAAUUGAUCAUCGAAACUCAUUCAGAUACCUCCAAAGAACAAUUGGUUAUGUUCGCCGUGUAUUUCAUCGCACACAAUCACCAACAAGAACACUUUCUCCAAAGGAAUUACGAGAUGCAUUAGUCUUCAUAAUUAAAACUAUUCAGGGCUCAGAAUUUGCAAAGGAAAUCUCUGACUUAAAACAAUGUAAAGCAAUCAACAGUUCGAGUCAACUAAAUAUUUUAGCACCGUUCAUUGACGAACAAGGUGUACUUCGUGUUGGAGGAAGGCUUGAAGCAUCAACAUUGCCAUAUGAUGCUAAACACCCAAUGGUAAUUCCUUACAAUCACUCAAUAGUGAAAUUGAUGUUCAAAAUGAAACAUGAAGAAAAUUCCCAUUGUGCCCCACAAUUAUUGCUAAGCACAAUGAGACAAAACUUCUGGCCGAUUAAAGGAAAGAUUAUGGCGCGAAACAUUGUUCACACCUGUGUCAUCUGUUCAAAGGCAAAACCAAAACUGAUUGACCAACUCAUGGGCAAUUUACCGACUGAUCGAGUUACUCUGACUAAACCAUUUUUUACCACAGGAGUUGAUUACUGUGGUCCGAUAUGGAUUCAUUAUAAAAUUAGAGGAAAAAGGCCAACAAAGGCAUAUUUAGCAGUAUUUUGCUGUUUCGCGACUAAGGCUGUUCACCUAGAAGUGGUGAGUGACCUGACAACAGAGGCAUUCAUAGCCGCUAUUCAACGUUUUAUCAGCAGAAGAGGAAGAUGCCAAACAAUUUAUAGUGACAAUGCGACUAACUUUGUUGGGGCGAGAAACCAACUACAAGAGCUCCAGUCUACCACUUAUUCAGAAAAUGGAAAAGAAAAGAUCAUUAAGACCAGUAGUAACAAGGGAAUUGACUUCAAAUUCAUUCCACCAAGAGCUCCUCAUUUUGGAGGACUCUGGGAAGCUGCCGUCAAGUCAGCUAAACAUUCAAUGAUUAAAGGAAUUUUCAAUGCUUCAUUGACUUAUGAAGAAUUGACAACAGUCAUAACUGAAAUAGAAGCCAUGUUAAAUUCAAGGCCAAUAACAAAAAUGUCAUCCGAUCCAAAUGAUCUAACAGCGCUUACACCAGGACACUUUCUCAUAGGCGAACCACUUACCACUAAUGUGGAUCCCUAUCAAAAGGAGAGCCGAAUGAGUUUAUCAUCACGAUGGCGUCUAGUUUCUGAACUCAAACAAGAAUUCUGGAGAAGAUGGUCAAAGGAAUAUCUCAAUGAACUCCAAUCAAGGUACAAAUGGAAACAACAAAAGGCAAAUCUAUGCCAAGGUGAUUUAGUCAUUAUUAAAGAUGAUAAUCUACCCAUGUAA
Teleopsis dalmanni is the source of this 4197-nucleotide messenger RNA. RefSeq lists its product as uncharacterized. Bases 1 to 4197 code for a protein of 1398 amino acids. NCBI's taxonomy places the organism in Eukaryota, Metazoa, Arthropoda, Insecta, Diptera, Diopsidae. Gene Ontology annotation, biological process: DNA integration. Gene Ontology annotation, molecular function: nucleic acid binding. The transcript has 2 exons. The record is from RefSeq and is a predicted model, not a curated record.